AUGGCUUCCACCCCGACCCCUCAACCUCCACCCCCGCCCAUCCCUAUCAAAGUUGCCGCUCGCAAGCUCCCCGUCAAGCGAAAAGCCCCCGAAACCCCUUCACCUUUCCCUAACCCUAACCCCCAUCUCUCCCCCAAACUCGAAGCCGCCGACGAUGACGACGACGUUGACGGCGAGGACAUCGAGGCUGAGGACGAUCUCCGCCCUCCUCCCUUCAAAUUCCACCGCAUAUGGCCGGAAUCCGACGAAAUUCGCUUCCUCCAGGGCCUUCUUGAUUGCUCGGCCGACGGUCUCACCUUCCCCCGGGAUCUCCACCUUUUCUACGACCGCUUCUCCCAGUCCAUGCCCCAGCCCUACACAAAGUCCCAGCUUUCGGAGAAGCUUCGCCGUCUGCGGAAGAAGUUUCGUGUGAUAUCCGCUCGAAUUGCCCGUGGCCUUGACGCUUCCCUCCUCACACCUCACGAUCGCGCCCUUUUCGAUCUUUCGAAGCAGCUCUGGCAUCCUGCGUUCGCCUCGUCUUCUCCUUUUCUGUCCAAUAACAAGAGGAAGCCCCCCGCUAAGGUUAGGGUUACCGCUACCUUAUCACCUACCCCUUUGGCGGCUCUUCCUCCUCCCAGCAGCGCCAAUGUCAACGAUGCCGAUAACGAGGAGGAUGAUGACAUUGAGACUAACGGGGUGAAUCUUGAGACCCAUUCCGCUGGCGGGCACGAAGAUGAACCGGAAUUGCCGGGCUCCGCGGUUACCGGGAGCACCAGCAGAGGUGGGCUUGGUCGUCACGCCGGGAAAACUAUCUUGGAUGUGUUCGAUAGAUCACUCAAAGAGGUUCGAAUGGUUCUUGUCCGUCAGGGCCUGCUUUAUCCGGACGACAGGACGACUCCGGCUGAUUCUUCUAAGCAGGACAAGGCUGCUCACUUAACAAAGAGGUGGCGUGAGCAGCGGGCAUCCGAGCUGGAUGUAUUGGCUCGUCGUUUGAGGUUGGUUCUUGAACAUGCGAUCCGGCAGCAAUAA
Molecule: messenger RNA, 1008 nt
Organism: Nelumbo nucifera (sacred lotus)
Lineage: Eukaryota; Viridiplantae; Streptophyta; Magnoliopsida; Proteales; Nelumbonaceae
Biological process (GO): regulation of DNA-templated transcription
Cellular component (GO): nucleus
Source: RefSeq, a predicted model, not a curated record